Molecule: messenger RNA, 585 nt
Organism: Necator americanus (New World hookworm)
Lineage: Eukaryota; Metazoa; Nematoda; Chromadorea; Rhabditida; Ancylostomatidae
Exons: 3
Coding region: 1-585 (194 amino acids)
Source: RefSeq, a predicted model, not a curated record
AUGUGUGACAAAAUGUCGUCGAAUAACGCGUUUGCCGGCAGCAAGCAGCAUAUAGUGGGGCUACGUCGGCCGAGGCCCGUUGUGAUGGCAGUGCAACGAGCCGAGGACAACGAACGCAGCCUCAACGGCGGCCGUGUCCUCGGCGGCGAUUUCCGGCCGCCAGAGGUCACCGGCACAUCGAUUCAGAUGAGUGACGCUGCUGCUGCUGCUGCUGCGAUGGAAAAUUGGGAGGAGAAUGAUGAUGGUGGUGGUGGCGGUGGUGGUGGCGAGAGUGGCCCAGGCCAUCGUAUUUCGGUCGACGCUGAGAAGAGAUGCGUAUUAGAUGACAUUAUUAUCGGUGGAACGCUAGAGGACAACGAUGAUGACGACGAAGAUGAGAUACGGGAUUUGCGAGGAUUGUUCCGUGAAAUGUUCGUGACGGAGAAGAAGUUCGCGACGGCACGACACGGCGAAGCAAACCACACUCUCUCCGCUGCUGCUGCUGUUGUCCUGUGCUGCUAUGCACUUGUCGGCCGUCACCAUCACAAAGUGCUUCGUCCCGUACUUUCAACGACUUUGAAUUCGCCGAACCUCAGAAGAGGCUAA